Mauremys reevesii (Reeves's turtle) is the source of this 3039-nucleotide messenger RNA. RefSeq names its product tigger transposable element derived 4 (gene TIGD4). The record is from RefSeq and is a predicted model, not a curated record. Gene Ontology annotation, cellular component: nucleus. NCBI's taxonomy places the organism in Eukaryota, Metazoa, Chordata, Testudines, Geoemydidae. Gene Ontology annotation, molecular function: DNA binding. The coding region runs from base 1469 to 3010 and encodes 513 amino acids. The transcript has a single exon.
UAUCGAUAUAAAGGGCCUCUUAGUGUGGACGGGUGCAGCGUUAAAUCGGUUUAACGCUCCUAAAAUCGGUUUAAACACGUACUGUAGACCAGGCCUGUCUCACGGGCCCGGCCGCCGCUCCGCGGGAGGUGCUGCGAGGUGCAGAGGUGUUAGCCUCCCGCUCUCUGGUUACCUGGUGGGCUGGGGGACACCGUGCCGGGGGAAGAUCCGUGUCCGUCAGCGGACGAGAGUGGUUAGGUGGGAGAGUGUUUGUCCUGUUCGCAGCGUGGGCCCAGCUGCUGCAGGGCUCUCUAAGCCACCAGGUUAUUGUCGGCACCUUGAAAGACUCAAAUUGGCAAUGUGAAAGCUAUUUGGUGCCCCCUCCCUGCCCUUUUAAUAAUUUUGCAAACGGCCAGUAGGUGGAGGCAGAAGCCUCCAAAAACCUCACCUACACAGUACCCUGAACUUUUCAACUAGCUUUUCUCUUCUGCCACAAAGCAGCUAAAUCGUGCUCCAAGCCAGUUUUCCCUGACCAGAUAACGGUUUCACGGGGUCCGGUAACCACCAAUGAAGCGUUAACACGGCAUGGUCUUUGUCUGAAAGUGUAUAAAAAGCUUGUGAAACUUGUGUGCAGUAGAGUCUUCUGUAUCUAUUACAGAGCUCUCAUUUCUUCUGCAGAAUAAAGCAUUUUUCCUUAUCCCUGUCAGGCUGUUAUUGGCUCUCAGCUAGGCAGACCCGAUAUUUCGGUAACAGCAACAUAACAUCCCUUUGACGCCCAAAUGAAAUUCAGGCCUGGGGUUAGGUAAAUGAAAGAAAUGCUGCUAAUGUGCGUCCUUUCUCUCUCCUUGUUUUAGUGGCCUGGGGUGAAGGAAACAGUUGGCCUCAAGGGAACCUGCUGCCAGCAGCAAAGUCUUUCCUAGGCCAUGGUCCUGCACAAAAGGAACACCAGACAGCUUUGCAUCCAUUAAAAAAAAUUAUUUAUCCAUACAGGCAAGGGCACUGGAGGCCACUUUUUUAUUGACUAUGUUCUCUUCUUUGAAUUAGUUCCUAGGUGUGGUUAAGGAUUAUAACGCACCAGAAAUAAAUCAGUGGGACUGAAAGGUUUUUAUAUUUAUGUUAAUGAAGUCAUCCUUUCCCCACCCUUACUUUUUCAAUCUUUGGGGGUGGGAGGUGCGAGGGCAGUUUCCCAGAAUGAACCUGAAAGGAACUUGUAAUCAUUGUGUUAAUUUGUAUAAAUGCUAACUUAGUUUUUAGACUCCUCUUUCUAGAUAAAGACAUUCAAAGAAGUAAGAGAGGCUAAAUUGCUAUUAAUGUACUGAUAGUAUCCAGGAAGAUACCAGUGACUGUACCACAUCAGCAUUCACAAUGUGAUGACUGUGACAUCAGUAUAUAUACUUGAAAACUAAUCUAAUUAAAGAAGCUGAUAUCAGAAAGGACUAGAAAGAGUGUAUGUUUGUGUGUGCUUGUUUGUAAAAGAGUGCAGGAUACCAUGGCAGAGACUUCAGUGGAUCCCUCAUCUUUACCUGUAAUAAAGAAAAAGAAAAGUUUAUCCAUUGAGGAAAAAAUUGACAUAAUAAGUGCUGUGGAAAGUGGCAAGAAAAAAGCAGACAUUGCAGCAAAAUAUGGCAUAAAGAAAAAUUCAUUGUCUUCAAUUAUGAAGAAUAAAGAUAAAGUUCUAGAAGCCUUUGAGUCCUUACGAUUUGAUCCUAAAAGAAAAAGACUAAGAACAGCUUUUUAUACAGAUCUGGAAGAGGCAUUAAUGAAGUGGUACAGAAUUGCUCAGUGCUUGAAUGUACCGGUAAAUGGCCCAAUGUUGCGUUUCAAAGCUAAUGAUUUUGCUCAGAAACUUGGACAUAGUGAUUUUAAGUGCAGUAACGGCUGGCUUGAUCGUUUUAAAUCAAGAUAUGGUUUAGUAUUCAGAUCUAAGUCUAUAGAACCUGUGGCUACUACAGCAGAUACUUUAACUGUUUGGUACCAAAAUGUUCUUCCUUAUUAUUUAAAUGAUUAUCAGCCAAAAAAUGUGUUUAAUGUAAAGGAGACUGGAUUGUUUUAUCGAAUGUUACCUAAUAAUACAUUUGCAUUUAAAGGGGAAACUUGUUCUGUUGGCAAACUAAGCAGAGAGAGAAUAACUGUAAUGGUUGGUACAAAUAUGGAUGGCUCUGAGAAACUUCCUUUGCUUGUUAUUGGCAAAAAUAAAAAUCCGCACUGCUUUAAAGAUGUAAAGUCACUGCCUGUGGAUUAUGAGGCAAACAAUAUGGCAUGGAUGACCUCAGAAGUGUUUGAACAAUGGAUGCGUAAACUUGAUGAGAGAUUUCAAGCACAGCAGCGGCGAGUAGUAUUUUUUGUUGACUCUUUCCCAGCUCAUCCAGAGGUAAAGAAUCUAAAGUCUAUUGAACUGGUGUUCUUUCCUCCAUGCUCAUCAUCCAAAUUUAUAGCUAUGAAACAGGGAGUUAUAAAAAGUCUGAAAGUCAAAUACAGGCAUCGUCUUAUCAAGAGAUUUGUAGACUGUGUAGAAGGUAGUAAAGAGUUUACAUUGACUCUACUUGAUGCAGUUGAUAUGUUGCACCUAUGCUGGAGGAAUGUAACUCCAGAGACUGUUGUUAAAAGUUAUGAAGAAGCAGGAUUCAAAUCACAAACAGGGGAAAAUGAUGACACAGACAGAGAAAUUGAAAGUGGUUUAGAUUUGAUUGCACAUGCAUUGGCAGCUGGGGUAGAGUUUCCAGAAGGCUUAUCUUUGGAGGAAUAUGCAGCUUUGGAUGAUGAUUUGGUAACAUGUGAAAUGCCCACAAAUAAUGAAACGAUAUGGACCAAAGAAAGCACUUCGGUUAAAACUGAUUUGUUUGUUUAUGAUGAAGAGGAAGAUGAAGGUGAUGGAUCUCCAGGAAUUGAACAGCCUUUGCCAUCAAAAAAUGAGGCUCUAACUGCUUUAGAUACUCUUCGAAGGUUUCUCAGAAGUCAAGACAUGAAUGAUUCUCUUCAUAAUUCCCUAGCAGAUCUAGAUAAUUUUAUUCAGCAUGUCGCAUCUAAAUGAGGGUUUAUCCAAGUAUGAAAGCAUUUAAA